UUUACUGGUUGUCUAAAAGCCAACUCCUCUUGAUUAUUUUUCCCACUGUAAAUAGCCUAAUAUAGGGAUAUAAUGAUCUUUUUGUCUUUUGACACAAGGUCAUGCAGCUAAUGGGAUGCAGGGGGUGGGUUUCUCUGUGCAGAACCUCCUCUGUGUGCUGUUGUGCUUCACUUGAACUGAGAUGUGUGUGUUAUUUACAUUGUUGUGUCGGGGUGGCUGCUCACACGUGCCGCUGCCUGUCGUCUUUGUCCUGCUUCACAGCCUCACUAGCUGCCAUGGGCACAGCCUACAGGGAGAGGAGCUGUCUGCCGCCUUUUGCCGUUUCCUAACACCGCAUCCCUUGCAGCAGCAUCAGUAGCAACAGCAGCAGUUUUCAUCAGCAUCUAGUCAUUGCUUUGCAAUCGCGGGAGGAGUCUCAGCACUAUUUUUGCGCGUCUUGCGAGGCACAGUGACCGGAUUCCCGUAGGGCUGUACCCGAGCGACGUGUGCCCACCUGGAAGAUGCUGGGAUGCAGCAUCUUUUUUUCACCCAUUCGGGCUCCGAGUGAAGUGCUUUCUUUCGGAUGAUGCGCGAAAGGGUUGUCGGUGUGUUUAUGUUUCAGUCUGAUCCGGAAAACCCCCAUCCCAACAGGAGAUCCAUGCCCCGGUUUUUGCACUGUUAUCUACAUCAUGUCCCCAGGAUCGGCUGCAACGGCCAGUGAAAGCACCACCACCACCACCGUCCCCGAAGAGGAGCCGGACAACCCCCGAGAGGAGCAGCGGCCCCAGAAACAGUCCCUGACUAAAUCCCUGUGUCAGGAAACCCAUUGGAAAUGCCUGCUGCUAUCCCUGCUGAUGUACGGCUGCGUCGGGGUGAUGGCCUGGUGCCAGGUGACCAAGGUCACGCGCCUCUCCUUCGACAGCGCUUACAAGGGGAAGUCUAUGAUGUACCACGACAGUCCCUGCUCCAACGGCUACAUCUACAUCCCCCUGGCCUUCCUGGUCAUGCUCUAUGUGGUCUACCUGGUGGAGUGCUGGCACUGCUACACCAGGAACGAGCUGCAGUACAAGGUGGAUGUGGACACAGUGGCCGAGCGCAUCCAGCGAAUGCAGCAGGCUACGCCCUGCAUUUGGUGGAAGGCCAUCAGCUAUCAUUACGUGAGGAGAACACGGCAGGUGACGCGCUACCGUAAUGGAGAUGCGUACACCACCACGCAGGUGUACCACGAGCGAGUCAACACCCACGUGGCUGAGGCGGAGUUUGACUACGGGAACUGUGGGGUUAAGGACAUCUCAAAGCACCUGCUGGGCCUGGAGAGUUUCCCUAUCACCAGGCUGAGGUUCACUAAGUGCUUUAGCUUUGCCAGUGUGGAGUCAGAGAACUCCUAUCUGACCCAGCGGGCCAGGUUCUUCACAGAGAACGAGGGUCUGGACGACUACAUGGAGGCCCGUGAGGGAAUGCAUCUGAAGAAUGUAGACUUUAAAGAGUAUAUGAUUGCCUUUUCUGACCCUAAUCACCUUCCCUGGUACGCAACUAACUCCACUUUUUGGGUGGCAGCUGCUUUCACCCUCUCCUGGCCUCUACGUGUGCUGGCAGAGUACCGCACUGCCUGUGUUCACUACCAUGUAGAGAAGCUGUUUGGCUUUGACUACGUGCCAGUAACACCAUCUGAGGAGCAGCCGUAUUGCCGUCACAUCCCACGAGUCAACACAAUCGACAGCACAGAGCUGGAGUGGCACAUCCGCUCCAACCAGCAGCUGGUGCCCAGCUACUCAGAGGCAGUUCUCAUGGACCUGGCCCAGCUCUCAGGGAGCUGUAACAGCUACUCCAUAUGCGGAGGCUACGGCAGCUACAGGCAGAACUGUGAACGCUGCCACCGCGCCAUCAGCAGCUCCUCCAUCUUCUCUCGCAGCGCCCUCAGCAUCUGCAACACGGGGAGCCCCCGCAUCCCCUUCAGCGCCAGCCGCUUCUCACUGGGCCGCCUGUACGGCUCAAGGCGGAGCUGCCUGUGGAGGAGUAGCGGCAGCCUAAAUGAGCAGUCCUGCCCCACAGAGAGCACACGCUGUCUGUCGGGUCAGCAGACCAGCGAGGAGAACCCUCCAGCCUAUCAGGAUGCUCUGUACUUCCCAGUGCUCAUUGUGCAUCGCAACGAAGGCUGCCUCAACCACGACCACCACUCCCUGCACAGGAAUGGCUCCUGUGUCGAAACUUCACUAUGACCCGCAGCUGCCACAUUCGUUUGAGCAAAUAUAAUGAUACAAGCACAGAGUGAGAGACCUCUUAACCCCAGGGUUAGGAUAAUAUUUGACUUCUGCUUCUCCUUUUUACAACAGAGGUAAAUCUGUCACCUACAAGCUACCGCAAACAAAGAUUUGUUCAAGUUUCUAAAGCUACUGUAACCUCAAACAGGAAACACAGUACGUUUGGGAAAGUCUUUUUAAUAAGUCAGGGAAAACAGACUUGAUGGACUUGAUGAGACUGUUGUUUAAAAUACAAUGCAGCUUUAAAGGACCAUACUGCCAAAGUGUCACGUACAGCCCUUCAGCGUCCAUAAAGAGUUAAAUCACCAAGGAAUAACAAGUGGAGUCACAUCCUACUGUAAAUGCCAUAUUUGUAGAUCUUAGUCACAGACAAUUUGCAAAGACAUGAGUAACACUUUCUUGUAUUUGGAGCCUAAAAUAGGAUUUGACUCAGCGGUAGCCUGGGAAAUUGCCAAGAAGUGAAAGAGAUAUGACAACUAAUGAAUGAACGAAGAAGUGAAAUGCUGAUAAACGCAUCGACACACACAUCAUGUGAGUCAUAUGAAUGGUGCAAAUCAUUGAAAGAAAAUGCGGCGAUAUCAGCCUCCUGUCAAAGCAAAAUUAACAAAGACUUAAAUAAAAUACAGCUCUUACAGCUCUUAUAAAGUGACGGUAACAUGGGCCCAAAUAUAAAAUGUAAACAUCUGCAUGUAAAACAUUUUGAUAUUGAGUGAUUUAAAUUUGUUCACUCAAAGUUGAUGCUCACAGAAAUCCAUUGAAAAAAGAACUACAUUUCACUAGUGUAAAAAUAAAUGUCUGAUACAGACGCUAAAAUAUCCAGUCAGCUGAAAUCAGCUUGGUUGCAGAUGACAUUAUACUUCUCGGCUUGCUAAAUAUAGUAACACAGUCGAUGAAUAAUUUAGCACAGGAAGGCUAAAGGACACGAGAACUUCAAACUGAAUGAACAACACUUCUUCAAUCGGUUUCUUAAUCACUAUCAACUGUACAGGUUGUAUAAUGCCCAACUACAUAGUAAUAAACAUCACCAUAAUAUUGAUAGAAUAGUGUCUCAACCACAGCUAGUUUAAAAUCUCAAAGAUCCAUUUGAUUUCAUAUUUGGCAAUAUUUUUAUUCAGCCUACCUCUUUAUUUAAGUGCCUAGCGAUCAACUGUUACCGACAAACAUAAGCUACCAUAACUUAAAUCAGCUCAUCUCAACAUCUUCCCAUUUAAACAAGUGAAAUUUACAAUCAUAACAGGACAUGGUAAACAAUGUAUAGGAGAAACAUGUUGUAUUUCCUGAUCUCAUUACUGUUUAAGAUACAAAAGGUUCUAAGAAUCAGAUCCUAAAUGUUCUGUGGAUGAUUUUCUACAUAAUGUAACACAGCUCUUACUGUAUAUAGCCAGCUCUAGGCUGCUGCUGAAGCAUAUCAGAGAGACAGCCAGAGAGCUGGCCAUCAAAGACGCUAGAAAUAGGCAGAGGCCUGGAUUCACUACUGAUAGUGUCAGAUUUAAUAAUGCGACACGGAUUACUUUAAAUAAGUAAAAAAAAAUACUUCCUCUCAGCUGAGUGCAUGCAGUUUCUUAGUCAUGGUGAAUUUUGUUUUACAGCCCAGCCAUGCACUACAAUAAAUCUUUAAACAGAAAUAAAAACCAGGAAUGCUAGAACUUUUGAAAGAGAUACUGGUAGUUCCAAAAUGCACCUACUCAUCAUUCAAAGUGUGCUUUAUUUCUUCCAUUAUUCCUCAACAUUUGUAAAUGGCUGUUUAGUGAUACUUUUAUGGAUGAAAAUAAGCACAGAGCUCAUUAUUUACAAGCCAAAAUUCAUCUCAUAAGACCUGCAGUGAAAGUUGAACUGGCCUAGAUCAUUGACCGAUAAUUUUCUGCCAUUACAACCAUCAGAAUCAUUGAAUUUCUAAGAACAGUAAGAAUCUUGCCUGUGGUCGGACAUUUUGUGUCUCUUCCUGUAACGACCUGUCAUCACAAUAAUGGGCUUGUACUGUAAAUUGUGACCAAUUCAUUCUCAUUACAUUCCAUAUGUGGUGUUAGGUUUGGAGUUGCCGAAAAUCUUUAUAGCAAUACUAGAGAAUGCACUGAAAAUAGUCAGAGGGAGUGAGACAUGAUAAAGAAAAAUACUGAUUCUAUCAAACCUCACAUUUCAUUCUACAGCUGUUUUAACCUGUUUUCACAACUCACAGGUCAUCUAUGCAAGCCCCUAAAACUCAGGAUCAUAUUCAGGGCAAGUAUUCUGCUUGCAACAACAUCCCAAAAACUUGGUCAUUGCUCCUUCCUCUCAAUCUUAGGUCUACGCAGUUAUGCAGACAUUCCAUUUUGGUUUUCCAAAGGUUUUGCAAAGAUCAGCUGCAUCAUAACUGGAUCAAGGGGUUUGCAAACACAGGUCGCUGAACCAAACUGUCAUAAUUUUACUAAUUUUCUCAUUCUCGGGUUACACCAUUAAAACAAGGACUUAUCUAGUCAAGACCUUCCUAAUGAGGAAACUGGUUUCCAUGAAAAAUCUGUAGCAUGGUUCAAUCAAAAGCUAUCAACUAUGUAAACAGGAAGUCACUGAGCUGUAAAAUAACUUCCAAAUGUUGGAUGG
Lates calcarifer (barramundi perch) is the source of this 4817-nucleotide messenger RNA. RefSeq names its product transmembrane protein 151Ba (gene tmem151ba). The transcript is spliced from 2 exons. The record is from RefSeq and is a predicted model, not a curated record. Lineage: Eukaryota; Metazoa; Chordata; Actinopteri; Centropomidae. The coding region runs from base 669 to 2198 and encodes 509 amino acids.